GACCAGCUGGUGCACUUGGUGCCGCCGCUGCAUAUCUUCGUGAGUACGCAAGCGUAUGAAAAUAGUAAUAAUACUUACGUUCUUUUAGCAUCAUCCUCAAAUCCGGCGGCUGCAGAUGCUGCCCCAACCCCGACCGGAGAGCACGAAGGCUUGAAUUCGCCAUUGCCGCCAGUCCCAAAUGCUAAAGAGAAGGAAACUGCACCCCUCUCCCCUAUUUUCUCUUCCAAUACCGAACCUCUCGUUGGAUCGUCUGUUUCCCCUGACGAGGAUGUGCAAGCCGCUCUCGAAAAGGCUGCAAACCCCGACGAGUACAAGGUAGAGGUUAUACCACCUAUGCAAAUGGAGGGGAAAGCAUCUACUGCCGCUGUGCCUCCUAAUCAGUUGAAGGAGGAUGAAAGCAGCAUCGUCGAGAGCACGCGUGCCGUGGGUGGGCAGACCCCGAUGACGCCGCUCUCAUCAGAGAAUGCUUCCUACAAAUUCACGGAGAAACCUGCAACAGCGGCGACAUCCCUUGGAGUUGGAGCUGGCGCUUUCGCAGCUGAUCAUGCUCUGAAAGAUCAAAAGGCUGCCGCCGAACGCCGUCAGGAUCUGGAGCCUACUACCAAGGACUCGUUCAUGCAUGUCGUCAUUCCCGCUACUCCUGGUGCUGGAAUGAACGAGCAAGAAAAGUUCGACACGAAAAAGUCGAGAAAUGGAACCCUCACUACACCUACGAAAAAGAAGGAGAGGAGCGGUUCAGUGAGUGCUGGAGAAGCCAGUCCUUCUAGUCCUUCCAAAGGUGGAGUGUUUAGUGGCAUUCGCAAGUUGACGAAGAAGAAGCAUAGGA
Acaulospora colombiana is the source of this 826-nucleotide messenger RNA. NCBI's taxonomy places the organism in Eukaryota, Fungi, Glomeromycota, Glomeromycetes, Diversisporales, Acaulosporaceae. The record is from the annotation of a GenBank genome assembly.